Vigna unguiculata (cowpea) is the source of this 861-nucleotide messenger RNA. RefSeq lists its product as uncharacterized. The record is from RefSeq and is a predicted model, not a curated record. NCBI's taxonomy places the organism in Eukaryota, Viridiplantae, Streptophyta, Magnoliopsida, Fabales, Fabaceae.
CACCUGAAGUUGCAUAGAACAGAUAGAGAAACAGCAAAAUCAAUGACGAAGAUUGAGAUGAAAUAAAUAGUGAAAGAAAGGUGCAGAGUAAUUCGUGUAGUUCAACCACCACUCUCACCCCUCAAUUUUCUUAACCUAUAUUAAAAACUCGAUCCAACUUUUUCUCCAUCGUAACUAAGAUUCAGUUCAAACCCAUUUCAAUUUUCUGUUCUCCGAUUCCUCAGGCGAGCUUUAUAAGCUCGCCUCUCCCAGAUCAUGCCCGGAAUCUUCAAAACCUUCCACUUCUCCGCCGUCUUCAUCGCCGUCUUCGCCCUCUGCGUUCUCCCGCCUGCGACAGCCGAUGACGGCCACUCGACGGUUCUCCGGCUGCCGUCCCAGGUCGCCGGUGACGAAGGGCAGAAAGUAUGCGGCGGGGUGGCGCCGUCGUCGUGCCCCGUUAAGUGUUUUCGGACGGACCCGGUUUGCGGCGUGGACGGUGUGACGUACUGGUGCGGGUGCAGCGAAGCCGCGUGCGCCGGCGCACAGGUUGCGAAAAUGGGGUUCUGUGAAGUGGGGAAUGGCGGUUCCGUCCCUCUGUCUGGUCAGGCAUUGCUUUUGGUGCAUAUUGUGUGGCUCAUCGUACUAGGUUUCUCCGUCUUCUUUGGUCUUUUUUGAAAGAGGAUGUAACAGUAACAGUAGUAUACGUACGCAUAGCAGAUAGAGUUACGUAUUAUUGUACGACUAUGUCUAUACGAUGCUUAUGGCUAUUCUUGUUUUCUAAGGAAUGUUUUAGUUCGUCGGAGAACAUCAUAGAAUUCAGAUUUUUAGACACUUUGGUCCUUGUAAUAUUCUCUCUGGAAAUGCAGCGUUACAUUGUUGUCA